AUGAUUCAAGAAAGCGGCGGGAACCAACGACUGUCGGUACUUAAUCAGCGGCCCUCGAUCUUGAGCGGGCCAGACCUUCUCCACGAGCUUGUACGUCCACUUGAUCACGAUGCAACUGCUAUCGAUUUCCUGGAAUAUGGAUCGAAAAGGCGGAAGUUCUCCUACAAGGACUUGCAUAGUCUGAGCGAUGCCCUGGCUGGCAGUAUCACAGAAAGACUGGCAAAGCUCGAAAGUGCCUCGCCUGUCAUUCCGGUCUUCCUACCACAGUCCCCAGAACUGUAUAUCGUUCUUUUGGCCAUCUUGAAGGCGGGAAAGGCAUUCUGUCCUCUUAAUCUCGAUACACCUACACAGCGGCUGAAGUUUAUCCUCGAUGAUAUUUCCGCCGACCUGCUCAUCACAUCUUCGACUCUAGAUGAGCGGAUACGAGCAGCGAUCAAUAUCGAUGUAAUCUCGGUUGACAAAGAACUCUGCGACCGCGAGGACCAGCCUAUAAUCGAUUUGCGGCGACCAAACACCAAGGAUCUGGCCUAUGUACUAUACACCUCCGGCUCUACCGGGAAGCCAAAAGCUGUCAGCGUAACUCAUCAUGCAGUUACCCAGAGAGCCAUCAACAAUCUAGAGGUCGAUGCAGCUGAACUUACGCCAACAGUCGUGAGCAACCUUCUUCAAGGCAGGUCCAGCGUGCCCGGACUCAAACUGUUACUUACCAUCGGUGAGAUGCUCACCCAACACGUCAUUGAUGAGUAUGGUGGCGACGAAACGAAGGAAAGUAUGCUAUGGGCCAUGUACGGGCCGACUGAAGCCUCGAUCCACUGCACGCUGCAGCCACAGUUCUCGACACAUUCGUCAACUAGCAUCAUAGGUCGUCCCUUGGAUACUGUUUCGGCUUUCAUAAUCGCGCCCAUGAAUGAAGAACGACCAUCGGCCGACAUCGAGAUACUGAGUUCCGGAGAAGUUGGUGAACUAGCCAUUGGAGGACCUCAGGUUGCCGAAGAAUAUUUAAAUCGCCCAGAUCUCACUUCUGCAUCGUUCAUCGAACAUCCGGAACAUGGUCGCUUAUAUCGUACCGGCGAUCGCGCAAGAAUCAACCGCCACGGCGUCUUGGAAUGCUUGGGUCGUGUCAUUGCUGGUCAAGUAAAGCUUCGAGGGCAACGGGUUGAGCUCGGCGAAAUUGAACAAGCUAUUAUGAGGAUACAGAGCUGUCGGACAGCAACCGUAAUCAUUGUCGAAGAGUCUUUGGUUGCCUUUUGCGCUGCCGACUCGAGCGAAGUCACCCGCGCAGAUGUCCUCGCUACCUGUAACCAAUGGCUUCCGGCAUUUAUGAUUCCAUCACACGUAUACUUCAUCGAUACAAUGCCGCAGUUACCGUCGGGAAAGAUUGACAAAGACUCUCUUGCAAAAACACAUCUUCACAAGACUAACUCUACUGGACUGUCCACGUCUACCACCAUAUCCCCAGGCGAUCAUGUGAGCCAAUCAGUCCUGGAAACCGUUGGUCGUCACAUCUCUCAAGACCUUGGAUCAGAUACCAACCUUAGCUCUGCUGGCCUGGAUUCCCUUCGAGCUAUUCGCAUAGCGUCUGCGCUACGUCGACAAGGAUUCGUCCUAGGAGCCAUGGAAGUACUAUCUGCGAGAACGUUGAGCGAUCUCGUUGCGAUAUGUAGAGGUUCUACACAAAGCGCUAAUCGGCAUAAUCCGACGUAUCACUCUGCGAAGAUGACCGGCAUCGUAGAGAUCCCUCAGCUCAAGCGAUGGAAGAAUGAUAUUGCAUCCGUGAUACCCUGUACUCCAUUGCAGGAAGCCAUGCUUGCGGAGACGAUAUCCAGGCCUACUGCCUACUGCAACUGGAUCGAAGUUGAGCUAUCAGUUGCGCGGACGUAUGAAGAUAUCCGAAACGCCCUCGACUACUUGGCCAGUAAGAGCGAGAUCCUGCGUACCGGCUUCGUUGCGGUAUCACAGCACGCAGGAACGUUCUCGCAGAUUAUUUGGAGAGCAUUACUGCCAUCACAGAUUCAGGAAGUUGAUGUCUUUUCGAGGUCUUACUCAAUGAGCUCCGAUGAAGACUUUCUUCGUCCCUUACACGUACAAGUUAUGUCGAUAUCUAGACGACCUCGUCUCUUGUUCCGCAUACAUCAUGCACUGUACGAUGGCUGGUCAUUCGAUCUAUUGCUCCACGAUCUCGACACACGGUUGCGUGGAGAGGAGACAGUAUCGCGGCCACAAUUUCGUGAUGUAGUCCAGUACUUCACUGAACUUAGGCCGGAGGAUCAAGAAGUACCCAAGAGCUACUGGAGUAGUCUCCUCAAUGGCUACCUUCCGGUGGCCCUCCCUAAUUACCAUGGAAAGCUCGUUCGCGACCCGGCGACACAUCACUUUUCGGGCCGUUCUGCUAUCAACAGAUCCAGACUAUUCCAGCGAGCUCAGGAGAUGGCUGUCAACCCCCAGGUUUACUUCCAAGCGGCUACUUCGUACAUACUCAGCCUUUAUAGCGGCACAAACGAUAUAGUUCUUGGAAACGUUACCUCAGGGCGGACCAUUCCCAUCGCUGGUGUUGAGGAUGUUAUCGGCCCAUGCAUCGCAACCGUCCCUUUCCGCAUAAAUCUCAGUAAAACGCUCGACAUUCAUGAUCUAUUGCGUACGACCCAAGCAUUGAAUAGAGAAUGUCUGAGCCACAGCACCCUUCCUUUCCGGGACAUAGUGAAGGCGGGAAAUAUCCCACCUGGGACACGACUCUUCGACGUUCUGUUUGUAUGGCAACAGUCAAUCAUCUCCGACUCAAGCUCGUCGCUCGCUUCAAGAGUCAUCGAUAGCGCGGACGAUCUGGAAUUUAGGCUUACGCUGGAAUUCGAGCCGCGCGAAGACAACAUAUUUUUCCACGCUACCUACGACGCCUCAACUAUACCGGAGCAUCAGAUGAAGUAUCUCUCUCGUCAGAUCGACGAGAUAGUGAAUCUGCUCUUAUCGAAUGCCAACCAUGGCAUCGAUGCCAUGAAACGAUGCUUCACCACGCCUUCCUUGUCAAUUGCCAACCCCACGCCUCGACAGCAAACGAUAGAGCAUGGUCCUGCUCAUGCGGUAGAACAAUGGGCCCUGAAGGAUCCGCGAAGGUCAGCUCUCAAAUUUGCUCGCGUCAGACGUGGUGUCGUGGAAGUAGAAGAGGUGGCGACCUAUGGUCUGCUCAACACACGCGCUAACCAAUUUGCCCGUGUCCUCGCCGAUCACGGCGUAGGCGACGAUCAAUUGGUUUGCAUAAUGAUGGAAAAGUCCAUUGAUCUUUACAUCUGUAUCCUUGCUGUGCUCAAGCUUGGUUGCGGAUAUCUACCGAUAGUCCCUGAUACGCCGAUCGACAGAGUCAGAAGCAUCCUGGACGACGCGCAAGUAACGGUAUGCGUUUCCGACACAACAACUGCAACAGGCAUUCGAAAUCAUCUUCUCGUCGAUAUAAUUGAGUUCAACACCCCUCAUCUUGCGAAACAAUUUGAUCAGAACCUGGAGGUGCCAUAUAGCGGACAGCAUCUCGCCUAUGCUGUAUUCACUUCCGGCAGCACUGGAGCGCCCAAGGGAGUUCUCGUUACCCAGGAUAAUCUCAUGAGUAACUUGCAGUACCUUUCAACUAUAUACCCCGUUCAUGCAGGCUCAUGUUUGCUUCAGUCUUGCUCGCAAGCAUUUGAUGUCAGUGUUUUCGAGAUUUUCUUCUCAUGGCAUGUUGGUAUAUGCCUAUGCACGGCAACGAAAGACGACUUGUUUCACGACUUUGAGGCCGCCAUCAACUGUCUGGGCGUCACACAUCUAAGUUUGACGCCAACAGUUGCAGCAUUGGUAGAUCCAGUGAAUGUUCCGAAAGUCGAAUUCCUGGUGACUGCUGGAGAAGCUUUGACGGAACAUGUUCGAAGAAGGUGGGCAGGCAAAGGCUUGUACCAAGGCUACGGUCCUUCUGAGACCACAAACAUAUGCACUGUACGGGCGGCGGUAACUCCGGAUGAUCUCAUCAACAACAUCGGUAUGCCUUUCGAUAACACUUCAGCCCUCGUGCUCGAUCCCGAGAGCGAGGCAAUUCUCCCCCUCGGUGCCGUAGGUGAGCUUUGUUUCGGAGGUUACCAGGUUUUCCGUGGCUAUCUGAACCGACCAGAGCUGAAUGCCGCCAAGAUCAUCAACCACUCCACCUAUGGCAGGAUAUACCGGUCAGGCGAUACAGGUAUACUACUCCCGGAUGGUUCCAUACUUUCCAAAGGCCGUAUGGAUGAUCAAGUCAAAAUCCGUGGUCAGCGUGUCGAACUCGGUGAGAUAACGUCAGUGAUGCUCGAUCAUCAGGCAGUGCAAGACUGCGUCACCCUUCUCCUACCGCGUUCCGACGAUACUCAAACACUGGUAGUGUUCUGGGUACCCAACGGAGCUGCAUUUGACUCCUUCCAAUGUUUGACGCCUAUGGAGUUUGAAUCGGUGAAAUCGGAUCUGUCUGAUCUGCUAUCGCGUCGCCUGCCUUCGUACAUGGUUCCCUCGCAUCUCGUUCCCGUUUCGCGCCUUCCCAUGACAAUGCAAGCCAAGAUCGACAAGGCUCUCCUUCAACGCACAUUCUGGGACUUAGCGGAAGAAGAACAGGUCGCCUUGCAAUGGACGCAGGAUGAUGCAAAGGCGGAGGUCUUCUCGCCAUGGGAGAAAGCCGUGGCCGAGGUUCUUUCAUCCACACUGAACACCUCACCGGAAGGAAUACAGCGGACGUCGUCAUUCUUCAGCCUGGGUCUAGAUUCGGUUUCAGCUAUACGCUUCUGCAACGGACUUCGAAAACAAGACUUGGGUGACUUCUCCAUCUCUACAGUGUUGAAGAACGCUUCAAUCGCUCGUCUCGCAUCUGUCUGUCCACUGCAUUCGCGCCCUUCGACUCGAGAAACGACCAGGCCUAAUACCGUCAGCCUAGACAAGUUCUUGAGCUCAGAAGAAGUGUCUCGUGUUCUUGCGCGUUACAAUCAAAGCGAAUCACAGGUGGCUAAGAUCCUACCGUGCACACCACUUCAAGAGGCUAUGCUUUCAAGCGGCCAGCCGUCCUCACAUUCGGCGUACUGCAACAUAAUGCUUUUCGACGUCAAAGGAGACGUCUCCCGGUUGCAGGAGUCCUGGGAGAGUAUGUUACGGCGACAUGAGAUCCUUCGCACAUGUUUCGUUGCUACUGAAAACCCGUCAUUCGCCUUCACGCAAGUUGUGCUACGCGAUACCGACUUGAAAUGGCAUCACUACAGCACCCUGGAUGGCCUACCGCCGCGUAUAAACAGUGUUAUUUCUGAACAAGUAGCAGCCGAAAGCCCUCCGAUUCACCUCGCGUUGAUACAAGACGAACGAUCAACAAAGCUACUUUUUGGCUGCCAUCAUGCGCUCUACGACGGCAUUGCUAUCUCUACGCUCAUUCAGGAAGUACAAGACACGUAUCACGGCAUUAAAAUUCCGCCGCCGGUGUCUUACGAUGUGUAUCUGCAGUACAUGCUACAGCAAGACUAUGCAGAGGGCGACAACUAUUGGGCCACUCUAUUGAGCGGCUUUGAGCCUACAAUCUUUCCCAGUCUUACCGGCAAAGAUUUAAGAGCCCAAGGAAACCCUGCAUCUUCAUCGAAAUGUCUACAACUACCACUCUCCACCAUACGCACAGCAUGUCAAGACAUGUCGCUGUCAUUACUGUCGGUAGUGCACGCGGCUUGGGCCAAGCUUCUGCACUUCUAUACGGGUGAAAACGACAUUUGCUUCGGAAACGUCGUUAAUGGACGCAAUAUCUCCGGAGACGACCUUGAUCGCAUCGUUGCUCCUUGCUUCAACACCCUACCCGUCCGCAUCAUUCUCGAUCCUCAGCAAAAUAAUGCCGCUUUGAUGCGCCUAGCCCAUUCUAUAAGCAUCGAGUCGCUAGCUCAUCAGUUGACACCGCUCCGUCGCAUACAAGGCACUGCACUCCGGGAAGGCGGCCGUCUUUUUGACAGUUUGGUGAUACUCCAGCAGCCGAAAACAACUUUGGACUCUACUAUCUGGACACUCGAACAAGAUCUGGGUGACAUGGAUCUACCCAUCGUAUGCGAGCUUAUUCAAGAUCCGGUCCGGAAUACUCUAGAGUUAUCGCUGCACUACCAGACAUCCCUGUUGUCUGAGAGGGAAGCUCGGCUGGUCAUGGAAACAUUUGACACCUGCAUCUCAUCGUUGCUUGCAUUCCCGGGAAUGAGUUCUUCCGACAUAAGCACACUGCCAGCUCACCUUCGAGCAGAGUCCAACAUGGGUUAUGAGCAAUGCCAAACCGACGCGGUCUUGCUACAUUCAGGUUUCGAGCGCAUAGCGGCAAUGCACCCUGACCGUAUCGCCUUGGAAUAUUUGCUUCCAGAUGGUGGCAAGACAGUUUGGUCUUUCGCGACUUUAAAUGAAAAAGCCAACUCUGUUGCACACGCGCUCAUUAGGCAAGGGGUUGGUCCAGAUGACAUCGUCCCCAUUCAUAUGCUGAAGGGCCCUUGUUUCUAUGCAAGCAUUCUAGGAGUUAUGAAAGCUGGGGCUGCUUUUGCACCAGUAUAUCCAGGACUGCCCGAAGCACGCAGACGGAUUAUGUUCCAAGAGUUGAUGCCAAAGCUUGUGCUUUGCUCGGAUGCCUCGACACUGCCCGAUCAUCUAAUCGAAGCGAGGAUUGUCAAUGCUGAAGCAAUACCAUCUGUGCCGCAUCAUAAUCCUGUCAUUGACGGCCUCUCGAACACAAAUUUAGCGUAUUGUUUGUUCACCUCUGGCUCUACAGGCGUACCGAAAGCGGUCAGCAUGGAACAUCGCGCUCCUGUCCAAACCAUCGCAAGCUCAGAUUCCCGUAUUCCCUGGAACCCUUCUUCACGACUGCUACAAUAUGCGGCUGUAACUUUCGAUAUGUGCUACUACGACUGUUUCUUGGCUUGGACCCAUGGGUUCACGCUCUGUGCCACUGACCAGAAUGACUUGUUGAACGACCUACCGAAAGUCAUCAACUCUUUGCAGGUCACCUUGCUCGACCUGACGCCUUCAGUAGCGGUUUCUCUCAAAAGAUCUGAUAUACCGAGCGUCAAGUGGUUGUACUGCAUCGGAGAAGCCAUGGCACACGCUAUCGUCAAGGAGUGGGGCGAUUCAUGCGUCAACUCUUACGGACCUACUGAAGCUGCAUUCUGUACGACAAUAAGCCCUGUUUCAGAAAAGGGUCGUGUUUCAAUUAUCGGCAAACCCUUCCCAAGCACAUCCUUCGCAAUCUUCUCGGCAAGAGGUAAAUCGAUCUUGCCUGUGCUGAGCACCGGCGAACUAUACAUUGGAGGCGCACAACUCGCACGAGGCUACCUCGGCAAUCCCGAUCUGACAAGCGAACGAUUUGUCAUUUGGGGUGGGCAACGCUUUUAUAAGAGUGGAGACCUGGCGAGGAUGCUCAGUGACGGCAGUUUCGAAUUCGUAGGACGCACGGACGAUCAGGUCAAGAUACGCGGGCUUAGGAUAGAACUCGGCGAGAUCAACCAUGUCCUCCAGAAUGCUCAUCCAGAUGUCGCGUUUGUCACUACACAGAUCUUGAAAAAGCAGGAGACAGACAGGGACCAACUCGUGGCAUUCUUGAUUACGCAUGGCAAGAUCGAAGAGAGCGAGCUCAAAACGAUUGCAAGCAGCCGGCUACCGUCGUACAUGGUACCCCAGUUCUUUGUCUUCGUCGACGAGAUUCCGAGAUCAAUGGCUGGGAAAAUUGACAAGAGAGCGUUGACAAGCAUAUUCCGAGAACACAUCGGCACCGAGUUGCUAACUAAUGGGUUUCAGCAUGGCUCAGGUCAUCAAUGGACACAAGUUGAAACCGAGGUGAGGGACGUUUUUGCGCGACUGUCUGAUGCUUCGCAAAAAGAGAUCACACCAACAACCUCCAUUUACCAGCUCGGUCUUGACAGCAUCAGCGCAGUUCAAAUCGCUGCAGCACUUCGGAAGCAGGGUUACUCCGUGAGGGCUGCCGAUGUACUGAAUCACACCACAUGCGCCGAUCUUGCCGAGUUCAUUGGCCAGGCGAAGGCAUCGGAUGCGUUUGCACUUCCGCAUUUCAACUUUAGUGCUUUUGAAGGCAAGCACAAGGUGGGGAUACUAAGCGACCAUAGCAUCUAUGAUGGGGAUGUCGUAGCCGUUCGUCCUUGCACUCCACUCCAGAAGGGCAUGAUAUCGCAAUUCCUCGCGACAGAAGGAGCUGUGUAUAUGAAUCACAUCCGUAUGCAGCUGGAAGUGGAUACAGACCUCGAAAGGCUCAAGAAAGCGUGGGACAUGACGAGAGAACGCCAUACGGAUUCGCUCAGAUCGAAGAUCCGCUUCACGCCUUCGCGAUGA
Messenger RNA from Alternaria viburni, 8322 nucleotides. Its product is annotated as NRPS. Gene Ontology annotation, biological process: amino acid activation for nonribosomal peptide biosynthetic process; secondary metabolite biosynthetic process. Lineage: Eukaryota; Fungi; Ascomycota; Dothideomycetes; Pleosporales; Pleosporaceae. The record is from RefSeq and is a predicted model, not a curated record. Gene Ontology annotation, molecular function: catalytic activity; phosphopantetheine binding. The transcript is spliced from 3 exons. Gene Ontology annotation, cellular component: cytoplasm. Bases 1 to 8322 code for a protein of 2773 amino acids.